This is a messenger RNA of Haliaeetus leucocephalus (bald eagle), 2262 nucleotides long. It is a transcript of the gene SEPTIN4, whose product is annotated as septin 4. Lineage: Eukaryota; Metazoa; Chordata; Aves; Accipitriformes; Accipitridae. Gene Ontology annotation, biological process: cytoskeleton-dependent cytokinesis; regulation of exocytosis. The record is from RefSeq and is a predicted model, not a curated record. The coding region runs from base 1 to 1869 and encodes 622 amino acids. Gene Ontology annotation, molecular function: GTP binding; molecular adaptor activity; GTPase activity. The transcript has 13 exons. Gene Ontology annotation, cellular component: septin ring; septin complex; microtubule cytoskeleton.
AUGCGGAGGCGGGGGACGGGACCACGGGACGGGCUGCACGCCGCCCCUCACCGUGGCAUCGGGGCGGGCGCCUCCCGGAAAGGCGACGCCGCCUCCGAGCGGCACCUGCGCGUCCCCACGACCUGCGGCACCCCCGGGGCGUCCCUGCGUGGGCAGGGGGGGCCGCUCUCGAGUGGCUCCGAGGGGAGCAUCGGUCACCCGGCCUUGCUUUUGGCAGGUCCCCCGGGCUGCGGUCCCGGCGGCGCUGCCAGGCUGGCCGGGCCCUCCUGCGGGGACCGUCGCGCACGCCCGGAGCCUAGCUGCGAUUCGGGGCCGUCUCUGCAGUUACCGGCAAGGUCUGGAGCCGCCGACGGCUUUCCCGGCUCGGCCAUGGGGUGCUUGGGGGCCCUGGCUACCCCAGAAGACCUCAAGGAGCAGUGGGGUGUCCAGGGGGAAGGUCCCUGUCCCCCGGAGUGCCAGGAGCUGGCUGCUGUCCCCAUGCCGCAAGCUAUAAAGCGUUUCCUGAAGGAGGACUCAGAGGAGGCUGAGCUGACCCAGCUCCUGCGGGAUUGCCCACCGGCCGACAGCCCCAGGAAGGUGGAGCCCCUGGAGAGCUGGCGGGAGCCCGGCCACCCCCUCUGUGGCGUGGGAAGGGUCCCCCCUGACGAACCUGCUGACGAGAGGGACGCCAGGAUCUUCUCCCGGUCUCGACCUUUGGAUUUCCAGCAGCACAUCGCUGCCCCCCUGUCCCCCAGCCCCAACCGCCCACGGAGCCCCUGGGGGCAGCUGGACCCCUACGACUCUUCUGAGGAUGACAAGGAGUACGUGGGCUUUGCCACGCUGCCCAACCAGGUCCAUCGGAAGUCAGUGAAGAAGGGCUUCGACUUCACCCUCAUGGUGGCAGGGGAAUCCGGGCUGGGCAAGUCCACCCUGGUCAACAGCCUCUUCCUGACGGACAUGUACAGAGACCGCAAGCUGCUGAACGCCGAAGAGCGCAUCACGCAGACGGUGGAGAUCACCAAGCACGUGGUGGACAUCGAGGAGAAGGGUGUCAAGCUGCGCCUGACCAUUGUGGACACACCGGGCUUUGGUGAUGCUGUCAACAACACUGAGUGCUGGAAGCCAGUGGCCGACUACAUCGACCAGCAGUUCGAGCAGUAUUUCCGUGACGAAAGUGGCCUCAACCGGAAGAACAUCCAGGACAACCGCGUCCACUGCUGCAUCUACUUCAUCUCUCCCUUUGGCCACGGCCUCCGGCCCCUGGACGUGGAGUUCAUGAAAGCCCUGCACCAGCGCGUGAACAUCGUGCCGGUGCUGGCCAAGGCUGACACCCUGACCCCUGCCGAGGUGGAGCGCAUGAAGAACAAAAUCCGGGAGGAGAUCGACCACUAUGGCAUCCGCAUCUACCAGUUCCCCGAGUGUGACUCGGAUGAGGAUGAGGAGUUCAAGCUGCAGGACCAGGCACUGAAGGAGAGCAUCCCCUUCGCCGUCAUCGGCAGCAACACGGUUGUAGAGGCCAAAGGCCGGCGUGUCCGUGGGCGCCUCUACCCCUGGGGCAUCGUGGAAGUGGAGAACCCAUCCCACUGUGACUUCGUGAAGCUGCGGACAAUGCUGGUGAGGACCCACAUGCAGGACCUCAAGGACGUGACGCGGGAAACCCACUAUGAGAACUACCGCACGCAGUGCAUCCAGAGCAUGACCCGCAUGGUGGUGAAGGAGAGGAACCGCAACAAGCUGACGCGAGAGAGUGGGACGGAUUUCCCCAUCCCUGUCAUCCCCCCGGUGCCAGACGCAGAGACAGAGAAGCUCAUCCGGGAGAAGGAUGAGGAGCUGCGGCGGAUGCAAGAGAUGCUCCAGAAGAUCCAGAAGCAGAUGAAGGACUCGCACUAGCCCCUUUUUCCUCCUCCUCCUCACCGGCCCAGAUCAGAAGUGUUUACAUCACGCUCCAUCCUGCCCCAGCCCCACUGCGAGACUUGGUACCAACACCGCACCCGCCACCUUAAGCUGCUGCGGUAUCGCCUUAUCCAACCGGCCAGCACCCAUCCCAUGGGGACAGCUAGGAGACAGGGCACCCAGCCUGGGGGUCCCCUGUCCCAGCCACAUUGCUGCCCUGGCCCUGCCCCAGGCUGGGGACAGCUUUGUCCCUCAAGCUUUGGCUUUCCCCGUUUCCCCCGCAGCUCUGGGGAGGGCCACCGGCCAGCCUGCUCCCCAUGUCGUGUCCCUUGUCCCUAUGUCACCUUGGGCUGCCUGCUUACAGCCUUUACACUCAGCUCGGCCCUGGCU